Messenger RNA from Penicillium antarcticum, 2061 nucleotides. RefSeq names its product putative autophagy ubiquitin-activating enzyme ApgG. Gene Ontology annotation, cellular component: phagophore assembly site; cytoplasm. The transcript is spliced from 7 exons. NCBI's taxonomy places the organism in Eukaryota, Fungi, Ascomycota, Eurotiomycetes, Eurotiales, Aspergillaceae. The record is from RefSeq and is a predicted model, not a curated record. Gene Ontology annotation, biological process: piecemeal microautophagy of the nucleus; C-terminal protein lipidation; protein modification by small protein conjugation. The coding region runs from base 1 to 2061 and encodes 686 amino acids. Gene Ontology annotation, molecular function: Atg8 activating enzyme activity; Atg12 activating enzyme activity.
AUGCAGUACACGCCCUUUGCUUCCGAUAUUGAGCUGCCCUUCUAUACAUCUCUAGCCUCCCAUAAGAUCAACCAUGACAAGCUAGAUGACUCCGCCCGGGCAGUGCUGGGCUUAUAUGAGAUCCGCCCCUCGGAUCCCGAGGCCGCAUCAUGUCGAAUUCAAAUACACGGAAAUGCCCUCACUGGCAGCGAAGGACCCUCUGGCUACUACAGGGCCGAAGGCAUGAUCAAAAAUGUCAACACAGUCGAAGAAUAUCGAAACAUAGACAGGCCCCAGCUGCUUCACCAAGCUGGACAGACGGUUUGGGAUGCAAUCAAUGACGGAACCAUUUUCUCAUGUCCGUCCUUGCUGGCCAGCUUCAUUAUCGUGUCUUUUGCCGACCUCAAGAAAUACAAAUUCCAUUACUGGUUUGCUUUUCCGGCAAUUCACUCUGACCCCUCAUGGAUACCAGUGGGAACAGAUUCUGUUAACGGGAGGUACCUAUCCCCCCGUGAAAGCACCACCCUUGUGGAAUCCGUGGAGACUUGGUCCUAUGCUGUCGAUCAUCGGCAAAGAGGGUUCUUUUUAGCCCGGAAGACCAAGAGUAACAAUGGUCAAGGUAUCGAGAACGAGCUGGGCCUCAACUGGCAAAUAGCGUCACUUUCGGAAUACGAAAAUGGUUUUUUCAAUGACACGGCCGCUAAGGACCGUUAUGUUUGUUUUGCAGACCCGUCGAAUUAUGAACAGGCACCGGGGUGGAUGUUACGAAAUCUACUUGUUUUGGUCAGGCAGCGAUGGGGUCUCACUCAAGUACAAAUCCUACGGUACCGUGAUGUGCACUCGAAGCGUGAACAGGGUCGCAGCAUGGUCAUUCAUCUGAAAUCAAGCGGAAGACAAGAGGUGCAACCACCGAAAGCACCAAUCAAAGAAGUAUCGCCGUUGCCAAAGGUAACCGGAUGGGAACGCAACCCAGUAGGAAAGUUGUCGGGAAGAAAUGUUAAUCUCACGGAUUACAUGGAUCCUAAAAGAUUGGCUGACCAGUCGGUUGAUCUUAACCUCAAACUUAUCAAAUGGCGAAUCAGCCCGACUCUCAAUCUUGAGAAAAUCAAAGACACCAAAUGUCUUUUGCUCGGAGCUGGUACCCUCGGUAGCUAUGUGUCUCGAAACUUGCUAGGCUGGGGCGUGAAGAAAAUAACAUUUGUUGACAAUGGGUCCAUUUCAUUUUCUAACCCCGUUAGGCAACCUUUAUUCAAUUUUACGGAUUGCUUGAAUGGCGGAGCCCGAAAAGCACAUAGAGCAGCCGAAGCCCUGGCCGAAAUUUACCCCGGGGUGGAAUCCGAAGGCCACGCAACGUCGGUACCCAUGGCGGGUCACCCCAUUGUGGACGAAAAAGCAACAAAGGACGACUUUGAAACACUUAGGAAGUUGAUCAAUGACCAUGAUGCUAUUUUUCUUCUCAUGGACACACGGGAAUCACGAUGGCUACCAACGGUGAUGGGCAAAGCCGCAGGGAAGAUCGUCAUGAAUGCUGCCCUAGGCUUUGAUACAUUCGUUGUCAUGCGGCAUGGCAUGAAUGGUGGUAACACAUCGUCUGAACUUGGGUGCUAUUUCUGUAACGACGUUGUUGCACCAGCCAACUCGAUCAAGGACCAAUCUCUCGACCAACAGUGUACCGUGACCCGCCCAGGGGUAGCCCCCAUAGCAUCUGCACUCCUCGUGGAGCUUUUAGUCUCGCUUCUUCAACAUCCCCAAGGCGCUGCAGCACCAGCUCCGGUGGCGAAAAGCACCGAGAGCGAUGACCAUCCUCUGGGCAUUGUACCUCAUCAAAUUCGAGGAUUCUUAUCCACAUUUGAGAACUUAUCCGUCACUGGUCAGAGUUACCAAAGCUGCAGUGCAUGCUCGGAGAGAGUGAUUGGUGCAUAUCGGGAACAUGGAUGGGAUUUCGUACGAAAAGCCCUAAAUGAACCUGGCUACGUCGAGGAAUUGAGCGGUCUUAAAGAGGUUCAUGAGAAGGCGGAAGCAGCACUGGCGGAUAUCGAAUGGGAUGAUGCAUCUGAUAACGAAGAGAUCGAGAUCCUCUGA